Molecule: messenger RNA, 1783 nt
Organism: Daucus carota subsp. sativus
Lineage: Eukaryota; Viridiplantae; Streptophyta; Magnoliopsida; Apiales; Apiaceae
Product: luminal-binding protein 5
Exons: 4
Biological process (GO): protein folding
Cellular component (GO): cytosol; nucleus
Molecular function (GO): ATP binding; ATP-dependent protein folding chaperone
Source: RefSeq, a predicted model, not a curated record
ACAGGAACCUCUUAUGUGUUUUCUCUUGAAUGGCCGGCUCCCAGAUGGAAGCCAGUUAUCGGAAUAGAUCUAGGAACAACUUACACUUAUGUUGGUGUUUACAAACAUAAAAGAUUCGAGAUCAUAGCCAAUGACCAAGGUAACCUGAGUACCCCGUCAUGGGUUGCCUUUACUGAUGUUGGAAGAUUGAUCGGUGAGCCUGCCAAGAAUCAGGCAGCUAUUAACCCCGAGAGGACAAUCUUUGAUGUUAAAAGACUUAUUGGUAGAAAGUUUGAGGACGAAGAGGUCCAGAGACUUAAGAAGCUUGUCCCGUACAAUAUUGUUAGCAAGGAGGGGAAGCCGUGUAUAGAGGUUAAGAUAAAAGGGGAAGAAACAAUGGUGUUUAGUCCUGAGGAGAUCAGUGCGAUGAUUCUGACAAAGAUGAAGGAGACAGCAGAAGCAUAUCUCAGAGAGAAGGUUAAGGAUGUUGUUUUAACUGUCCCUGCUUACUUUAAUGAUGCACAGCGACAAGCUAUGAAAGAUGCUGGCAUUAUAGCAGGACUUAAUGUUGCAAGAAUCAUUGAUGAACCAACUGCAGCUGCUAUUGCCUAUGGUCUGGACUGGCACAGCGAUGAAAAGAACAUACUUGUUUUCCAUCUUGGUGGUGGGACAUUAGAUGUCAGUAUCUUAAGUGUUAAAAAUGGAAAUUUUGAGGUUCUCGCGACCAAUGGAGACGCUCAUCUGGGAGGUAAGGAUUUUGAUCAGAGGAUCAUGACAUAUUUGAUCAGGUUAAUCAAGAAGAAGCACGGAAAGGAUAUCAGCAAGGACAACAGAGCUCUUGGGAAGCUUAAAAUAGAAGCAGAGCGAGCCAAGAGAGCUUUGAGUACUGAACUUUAUGUCCGCGUGGAAAUUGAAUCACUCUUCGAUGGUACUAAUAUUUCUGAACCAUUUACCCGAGCUCGUUUUGAGGAGUUAAACAACGACCUGUUUAACAAGACCAUGGAACCGGUCAAGAAGGCCAUGAAAGAUGCUGGAUUGGAGAAACACCAAAUUGAUGAGAUUGUACUUGUUGGAGGAAGUACGUGGAUUCCUAGGGUCCAAAUGCUUCUUAAAGAUUACUUUGAUGGUAAGGAGCCUAAAUGGGGAGUAAGCCCAGACGAGGCUGUUGCUUAUGGUGCUUCUGUACAAGGAAACCUCUUAAAUGAUCCUACAGGUACAAUGCUGAGUCGGGAAGAGCUUAUUGGCAUGAUUCGCGAGGCUGAAAAGUGUCAUGAAGAAGAUGAUAGAGUGAGGAUGAAAAUUCAGGCUCGAAGGAGGUUGGAGACUUACCUAUACAACAUGAAGAAUCAGACUAAUGACAAGGACAAGCUUGCCGAUGAUUUGGAAUCUGAAGAAAAGGAAAAAAUUGAUACAGCAGUUAAAGAGGCUCUUGAGUGGCUAAAUGACAACCAGAGCGCUGAGAAGGAAGAUUAUGAUAACAAGCUCGAAGACUUAGACGCUUUCUGCAAUCCGAUCAUCAUAGCUGUAUACCAGAGGUCUGUUUGUCCCUCUGGGGCUGGCACAAAUGAUAAAGAUAGUGUUUCACGCGACGAGCUGUGAAGACUUAAAGUGCUAAUGUCAAGUUUUAAGUCAAUAGAUUAAAGAAGGAUUAGUGUUUGAAGAUUAAAUUAUAUUAAUUACAAUAUAAAAUUAACUUGAGUUCUUUGUUAAAAUGUAAAUUCUGCAAUUAUAUAUGUUGAUUGUGUGUGUAGCUUGACAUAGUUUGAAGUGUUAUCUUAUACGCCAAGGCAUAGGACUUUACUCA